UUAUGGAAGUGAACAUGACAGAGAUCCCUAUGGAGACGAUAGAGCUGAAGUUCUCCAAGUUUUAUGGCAUUGAAUUUGGAGGCCAUUGGAAACCAAAGGACUGCAGACCUCGCUGGAAGGUGGCCAUCCUGAUUCCAUUUAGAAACCGCCAUGAACAUCUCCCCAUCCUCUUCCAACACCUCAUCCCCAUGCUACAGAGACAGCGACUGCAGUUUGCCUUCUACGUCAUCGAACAGAGUGGGAGCCAGCCCUUCAACAGAGCCAUGCUGUUUAAUGUGGGAUUCCUGGAGGCUAUCAAGGACUUGGACUGGGACUGCUUGAUCUUCCAUGAUGUUGACCACAUCCCAGAGAAUGACCGAAACUACUACGGCUGUGGCCAGAUGCCACGCCACUUUGCUGCCAAGCUGGACAAAUACAUGUACAUUCUUCCAUACUGUGAGUUCUUUGGUGGUGUGAGUGGACUCACCGUAGAGCAGUUCCACAAGAUUAAUGGCUUUCCCAAUGCAUUCUGGGGCUGGGGAGGAGAGGAUGAUGACUUGUGGAACAGGGUUCACUAUGCUGGUCUGAAUGUCACAAGACCAGAAGGAGAGAUCGGCAAGUACAAGUCAAUUCCUCACCACCACAGAGGAGAAGUGCAGUUCCUCGGGAGGUAUAAGCUGCUGAGGUAUUCCAAAGAGCGACAACACCUGGAUGGCCUCAACAACCUCCGUUACAGCCCCCACAUCUCCCUCAGCAGUCUCUACAAGAACAUCACGGUGGACCUAUACCCCGAGCUCGCUCCUAUAACGGACUACUGAACUGCCCCCACCAACCCCAACCCAACCUCUCCUCCCCAGCUCACCCAGCUCCCCUCCAGCCUGGCCUCCCAGUGCCCCGUUCAGCCAUGCAGAGGAUGGAGGAGAGGAGGGGGGCACAGGACAGGGGGUGAAGAGGCGCACCAUGUUAGCUGCCAAGAAAUCUUAGUGAGGGGAAAAAAAGAAAAUCCAAACUGAAAAAAUGAGGUGGCAGUGGCAAGUCUGUCAGAGUUAACUGUGUGUGUGUGUGUGUGUGUGUGUGUGAGAGAGAGAGAGAGAGAGAGAUGGGUGAGAAGCUGCAUGUCUUUUUGUCCGUGCCGGCUUAACUACUGCAAGUUGACAUGAGUCUUCGUUUAGGUUGGAGGGAGCAGCAGCAUCUCAGCUCUGAUGUUUACUGCAAAGCCUUACUGUGGCAGAACCACAGCUCCCUCUGCUCGGCUCUGCGCUGCUUCACUUCUCAUGUAUCACCGUCACCUUACAAGCCAUCGUUCUACUACCAUUUGUUUUAAACAUAUCAUAUAUUAGGCCACAGUUUUCCUUUAACGGAGGGAACUGAGCAAGGUCAGCAUUGAUGUUUUUUUAUUUUGAUACGUGGUAUUUAUUUUCUCUGGUUCAGGGUGUUUGAAGAAACACUCAUCUGUGUUUGCUGUUAGUUUUGCUGCACUGCUGCUGAAUCCGCAUGAACUCGUAUGUAAAUAUCGGCCUCUUAAAGCUCGAACACAACACAGAAAUGUAAAUAUGGGCCUUUAUGCGCUCAGGCAUAUUCCAGCGAUACUCCAGUGGGUUUGAAUUUUAUUUUGGCAGCUACCUUUGUUCUGAGGAUUUAAUAAGAGUGAGUGGUGUCUUCUAUAUAGGAUAUAGGAUGUUUGGCUUAAAACAGAACAAAACAGAAGUAUCCAAAUCUAAAGAUUUGACAUUAUCUUUUGCAUGCCUUAAUUUAUUUUGUUUACCUGUUUUUGUUCUUCUUAAGCAUAAAUUAUUUCACCAGUU
Micropterus salmoides (largemouth bass) is the source of this 1784-nucleotide messenger RNA. Its product is annotated as beta-1,4-galactosyltransferase 6-like. Gene Ontology annotation, molecular function: UDP-galactose:glucosylceramide beta-1,4-galactosyltransferase activity. Gene Ontology annotation, biological process: carbohydrate metabolic process; glycosphingolipid biosynthetic process. The record is from RefSeq and is a predicted model, not a curated record. The coding region runs from base 3 to 797 and encodes 264 amino acids. NCBI's taxonomy places the organism in Eukaryota, Metazoa, Chordata, Actinopteri, Centrarchiformes, Centrarchidae. The transcript has 6 exons.